AUGUCUUCCUUCUUGCCCGACCAGAUCGCUGCGGCUGUGCCGUCCGUGGCGGCCCUUACCCGUUCUCCAAAAGUACAGGCCGGCGUCGCAGCCCUCGCCGUCUUGGGGACUCUAUCGCAGCUCAAUGAAUGGCUCUCCCGGAGAAAGACCAACAACUUUCUGACUGACAAGUCGUGGGACUGGUCAAAAGAAAUCGUCGUCGUGACCGGCGGCAGCAGCGGAAUCGGAGCCACUAUUGUCGAGAAGCUUCAGCACCGGGGCAUCAAGAUCAUUGUCCUUGAUAUCAACAAGCCUUCGAAAGAAUUCGGCAAGAACACGUCAUUUUACCAGGUUGACCUCAGCGACGCCCUCGCGACAGCCUCAGUGGCCGACCGUAUCUGCCAUGACCACGGCGAUCCGACAGUGCUGGUUAACAACGCCGGCAUAGGCCACGGCACAUCGAUCCUCUCCACUUCAGAGGCGACGCUACAAAGGUGCUUUGGCAUCAAUUUGUUCGCCCCGUACCGCCUCAUCCAGCAAUUCCUACCCGCCAUGGUGCGACGCAACCACGGCCACAUCGUCAAUGUGGGCAGCAUGGCCUCGUUCACCACGCAGGUUUUGAACGUCGACUACGGCAUGACCAAGAGUGGAGUACUUGCCCUACACGAGGGUCUAAAGCAAGAGCUUCUUCACAUCUAUAACGCGCCCGCUGUGCGAGCCACUGUCGUGCACCCUUCGUGGGUCCGCACGCCCAUGGCAGAAGCGAUGAUAAAGACCAACAAACUCCCAGGGGCUUAUGUCACAGCAGACGACGUCGCCGGCGCCAUCACGCGUCAGCUCUUCUCAGGCUACGGCGCGCAGAUCGUGGUUCCAGAUAGCGGCUGGUGGAUCUCAAUGAUGCGCGGGCUCCCGAUCUGGAUCUAGGAAAGGAUGCGCGACAAUGUAUCGAAGGGCUUCCUGGCUGCAUCAAAGGAGAUCGCUUAAGCUACGUCCGGUACGCGAGGGCCCACCGUGGAGGCUGGCCAGUUUACCAUAAUCAAGGUGCUUUCAUUUGAGCGAUCGUGCUAUAGG
Messenger RNA from Microdochium trichocladiopsis, 1050 nucleotides. RefSeq lists its product as uncharacterized. NCBI's taxonomy places the organism in Eukaryota, Fungi, Ascomycota, Sordariomycetes, Xylariales, Microdochiaceae. Gene Ontology annotation, molecular function: oxidoreductase activity, acting on the CH-OH group of donors, NAD or NADP as acceptor. The record is from RefSeq and is a predicted model, not a curated record. The transcript has 3 exons. The coding region runs from base 1 to 903 and encodes 300 amino acids.